CUAUAUAAGACUGCCCCUCCCAACGCAGACUUCAGCAUUCGCCAGCCACAGUUUUCAGCGCAGGAGAGGCAGCCAACCAACGAUUACCAGCCAUGAUGAAGUACCUGGUCCUGGCCCUGUGCCUGUUAGCCGCCGCCUUCGCCGCUGAGGAGUCCGCCCCCAAGGAGAAGCGCGGCCUGGCCUACGCCACCGGCCUCGGCUACUCCGCCCCCCUGGCCUACUCUUCUGGACUCUACGGUGGAUACGGAUACGGGUACCCUGGAUAUGCUGCCGGCUACUACGGACUGGGCUACCGCGGUCUGGGAUACGGCGCAAUCGGCUACCAUGGUCUCGGCUACUAUGGUGGCUACCACUACUGAGAUUCGCGCAUUCACGUCCCCCUCCAGUCCUGACAAUCCCCUCACAUCCACUGAGCCCAGCCAGCAAGUAACUUCCAACAUACACUUGAGUAUAUGAGAUCUGAUGUUGAUCAUUUCCAGCUGUUGCAGUAGCUCGUAAUCGUCACAAUCGAAAAUAAAUCAUUUCCAACUUAUAAAACUA
Messenger RNA from Schistocerca gregaria, 540 nucleotides. RefSeq names its product cuticle protein 6.4-like. The transcript has 2 exons. Bases 93 to 359 code for a protein of 88 amino acids. The record is from RefSeq and is a predicted model, not a curated record. NCBI's taxonomy places the organism in Eukaryota, Metazoa, Arthropoda, Insecta, Orthoptera, Acrididae.